Molecule: messenger RNA, 2041 nt
Organism: Mytilus californianus (California mussel)
Lineage: Eukaryota; Metazoa; Mollusca; Bivalvia; Mytilida; Mytilidae
Exons: 13
Coding region: 167-1021 (284 amino acids)
Source: RefSeq, a predicted model, not a curated record
ACCCUACUGAAGUGGAUAUUUAUGUGUACAUUAAUUCAACACUUAAAUACACUUAUAAAACUACAACCGUUAAGUAAGGAAAAGGAUAGUAAAACUUCUAUACCACCAUCUAUGUGAAACGUUGUAGAUUAUUGUAUUUAGAGGUUCUAUAACACUAAUAGAAAUCAUGUGGAUCUUGUACUUUUUAGUAAUUGGUUUAUUGUUGGUUGACUUUUGUGAGAAUUCUAAAGUCUAUAUUACACAUGACAUUGGUGGUGCGAUAAAGCACUGUAAACCCAUAUAUAACUGUCCACCCGGACAUGAAAUUUUACCAUGCGUAGCUGAAUACACAAAAGACAUCUGUACAUCGUGUCCAUUAGGACUUGUCCAGCCUGAUUAUAUACAAUCUACCAUGGACACGGCUCUUACCAAGUGUUUUAAGAAUAAAAAUGUCGAUAAAUGUCGUCCAGAAGAUUUAGAGCCUAGUCGUGAAAACAGCGCAAAAGAUUGUAGUUCUGGCGCAGAUUUUUGUAAGUGUGAUACAGACAAGUGUUACUUUGGCAACCCAUGUGCCUGUACAUAUCGUGAAUGUGGUCUGGGUGAAACUAUGCUUUCAAAUGGAACAUGUCUCCAAUGUCCAGCAGGAACAUGGAAAAAUGAAUCCGGAUGUGGUCCAUGUUUUCCUUCCCAGGUUCCAGUUGUAAGUACUCAGGUAACACAAAUAAUUAUUACGUCUACAAAAACAAAAAGCACUCAGGUAACACAAAGAUUUUUUACGUCUACGAAAACAAAAAGUCGGCAAUAUGUUACAACCAGAAUUGAGAUCCUUCCAUUGACGGAAAGAGAAGCAAUCGUUACUUUGGUUCCAAGUAUUGGUAAAACACAAUCAAAAGGCGGAAUAACACACGGAAGAGCACAGACUCCAAAUUCAAUUGAAAAAACAUCUUCAAAUUCUUUAAUUGCAGUUGUUGUAGUGUUGGCAGGUUUUUGUAGUUGUUUGCGUAGUCCUUUUUCUUGUAUUGUUACGAAAGCACAGAAAUAAGACAGAUCAAGUGACUUUCUUGACUUCGAAAACGACAAUAUGUCAAUUAAAGGAAAUAACGAAAAACCAAAAUUAUGAAAUAAAUAUAAAACCUUAGACUAGCAGAUGUUCUGUGUGCUGAUUAUGAUGCCAUUUUUAGAUGCAGAUGUUAUAGAACAAGGAGGAAUUCUGGUUUCGGCGACUCUAAAUAACAAAAUGAAGAAUGACAAUGUUCUAAACGGAAUCCAAGAUAAAAUCGCUGGUGAUAUUGAGAACGAAGUAAACAAAGACAAUGUAAAUGAUCAAAGCAAAAAGACAACCAAUGAUUCCGCUCAUAAUAAUGAUUUUCGUCGAGAUGUAUUAUGCAGUGACAACGGAUUUCCGCAUAAUAUUAAAGACAUUGAAGUUAACAAAGUAGAAGAAUUGCCCAUAGCCAUUAUUGUAAUUUUUGAUAAAAAAAAAGAUAUAGUAUUGGCAGUCGAACAAUCAGAUAUUGAUCGAAUUGACAUUAUUGUCUGAGAACUACUGAUUGCCGAAAAUACAAAGGAUGUGCAUCAGGCAGAUUGUAUGGAAAAGCAAACACAAAUGCCUUUCGUGCAAGCUCCAAGAUUGGAUGAAGAUAGUUUAAAUACAAAUUCAACAAUUGGGUAUGCACAACUAACAGAACAUAGCUUAAACCCUGUGACACAAGUCUCAGAUGAAAGAUUAGAUCAAAAUACAGAGGAGGUCGGUUGUGGAUAUGGGUCCGAAGUUUCAGUUUCGAAUGCUAGCACGGAAGGAACAGAGAUCAUUACAAGCGGUCUAGAAAGUUUUAAUUAUAAAUUAACUGGACCGACAACACCAUCUGUUCAUAGUGAAAGUAUUCAACCUAAGCAGAUUAUUGUUAGAAAUGAUAGUGGCGUUUAUGACAGUGGAAAUGGAUAGCGCUGACAAUUUAUCAUUGAAGAGACUAGGCAGUUAAAUUUAUAAACAUAUUAGAGAGACGAUGAAAUCAGAGAAAGUUCAGGGCUUUAUAGUAUCUUUAUUAAAAGGAAUGUAUUA